Messenger RNA from Rhodotorula graminis WP1, 874 nucleotides. RefSeq lists its product as uncharacterized. NCBI's taxonomy places the organism in Eukaryota, Fungi, Basidiomycota, Microbotryomycetes, Sporidiobolales, Sporidiobolaceae. The record is from RefSeq and is a predicted model, not a curated record. The coding region runs from base 67 to 819 and encodes 250 amino acids. Gene Ontology annotation, molecular function: protein binding. The transcript has 7 exons. Gene Ontology annotation, biological process: cytoplasmic translation.
CCAAGCCCCGGCUGCUCCUGCGUCGACUCGUGAGGCUCUACAGUCUCUCCAGGACCUGUCCAGACCAUGACCGACUACGCCGAGGAGCGCAGGUCAGAGCUCGAGGUGCUCGAGAGCAUCUUUCCAGACGAGCUCGAAGUCAUCUCGGACGAUCAGCUCGCGAUCAAGGUCGAGCCCGAGGUGCAGAACGAUCAUGAUCCCUACACCUUCAACCUGCUCGUCCACUACACGCCGACGUACCCGGACGAGCCACCCGAGCUCGACCUUGACGUGCUCGAGGGCGAGGUGACGGACGAGGAGAAGGACAAGCUGCUCGCCGGGCUCAACGAGUCGGCCAACGAGUCGCUCGGCAUGGCCAUGGUGUUCACGCUCGCUCAACACCUCAAGGAGCUCAUCGCCGACAUGAUGACGCAGCGCAAGGAGCGGAUAGCAAGGGAGGACGAGGAGCGGUACCGGCGAGAGGAAGAGGCCCUGGCGGCGAGGACUCGCGGCACGCAGGUCAACAAGGCGUCGUUCGCGGCGUGGGCGGCCAAGUUUGAGGCCGAGUACGCCGCGCAGCUGAAGCGCGAGGAGGACGAGCGGCUCAAGGCGCUUCCGCCGCGAGAGCGGGAAGAAGCGCGGCGCUGGGCCGCCAAGCUGUCCGGUCGGCAGCUGUGGGAGCAGGGCACGGCGACGCUCGAGUCGGACGCAGCGUUCGUCGACGAGGGCGACGAGGCGGUCGACAUCAGCCAGUACGAGCGUCGGGUCGACAGCGACGACGACGAGGUCGAGGACGCGGCGGGCCGGUUACGGUUGGCGGACCUGUCGGACGAGGAUUAGAGGGUGGGCGAGGACGGACGCUGCGGUGCAUCACGAGUGGGCGCAGCCUCUCUCG